Molecule: messenger RNA, 2076 nt
Organism: Zophobas morio
Lineage: Eukaryota; Metazoa; Arthropoda; Insecta; Coleoptera; Tenebrionidae
Exons: 4
Coding region: 204-932 (242 amino acids)
Molecular function (GO): N-acetyltransferase activity
Source: RefSeq, a predicted model, not a curated record
AACCUGAAAGCCCUCUUGUUUGUUUGAAGAUUGCUAGACAGUAGGUACUUACACCAUAACUCUUGUCGACGUGGAAAUAAAACAGUUGUCGACAAAGAUUUCAAGUUCAUAAAUCUGCGCAUUAAUUGAUAACCUUGUACACCAAUAAAUGUAGAGUUUGAAAUGUUUAAGUACCACAACUAGUAAGGAAGUGUCACCAUAAAAUGGAAAUCGAAAAAUGGUGGGUUAAUGACGACAUCUAUUGCCAACGUUUGACGGCAGACUACUUGGAAAAUGCCACCAAAGUGUUAGAAACCUCGUUUUACCCUCAAGGAAACAUUUGUUUGGUUUUAGGUGUUUCGAAAGAUCCGGAAGCUAUCGGCGAACUUCGCGACUUAACUAACGCAGCUGCCAAAGAUGGAAUCAGUGUCAUAGCGAUUGAUAAAAAUACCAACAAGGUUGUAGGAACCGCGUUUAAUAAAAUACAGGUGAAGAAUGAUCCCGUCUUUGAAAAUUUUGCCAGAUCUUGGAAGAAUCCCCGGUCUAAAGCUUUCGUGGAAAUUAUGGCCACCGUAGACAGUCUGUGCAAUCUUUUUGAUUACUGUCAGACUGAUUGUUUGUUGGAGUUGAUGUUUCUGACAACUGCGACUGACUAUAGAGGGAAAGGUAUAGCCAAGAAGCUGAGCGAAAUUACUUUGGAAAUUGGUACCAGUCUGGCGAAGGGUGUCAAUGUUAGGAAGUCGCUUGAUGGUACCGAGCUGCCGCUGGGUCCCAGACCUAAAGUUAUUAGUGCCAUGUUCGCAACUAUAGCGACACAGAAAAUUGGAAGACAUUUGGGGUUUGAAAUGGUUGCUGAAAAAUUUUACAACGAGAUGGAGUUUCAAGGGACGAAAUUUUCAGAUGUUAUUACUAAUGGUAGUACGAAAAUCACGUUGGAAUAUAAGAGGCUAUGAAUUAUUAAGAUAUUGUUAAUGUAAGCGGUCACCAGCUCUUGAAAUAUAAACAGGAUAUGCAGUUGUAGAUUUCAUGUUGUAAUGUAUUAAUUAGAGAUGUACCGACUAUAGUCGGCCGACUGUUCCGCUUUGCUAAAACCGGUUUAUAAAUGCAACAGACAGUGUGUUUUUUUUUCUAUUUCUCUGACUACCUUAAAAACUUGUUUUAUUUUAAUAAAAGGAAUAACUAAAGUUUCUUUGUUUUCCAAAAAAUGUGUUAAAUUUGUUUGGAUAAUUUUAACAUUUAAUUUUUUGUAGUAACUCAGUACAAAAAUAAAGAAUAACACAAUUUAGAGCAGUUUAUACAAUACUUAACCAAUUUUAACCACUUUUUUGGAAAUUUUGAAUUCGCUUUGCGUGUUUAUUGGACCAGAUAUCGUGACGGCGAUUUCAGAAUCGUAACUAGCGGAAGAUUAUCUACACUUUGACACAAAUUUUCAGUCGAUUAAACCAAUUUUAACCGGUUUUGACAAAGCCGACUAGUCGGCCGACUAUAGGCGGUACAUCUCUAAUAUUAAUUAAGGCGUAGAUUAAGUGUACAGUAGGUUAAGUAGGAAGUAGGUUAAUAAUGAGAUGUUAAGGAACGCCACUGCGCAUCUGCGCAUGGCGUAGGUACUGAUGUUUUUUGCAAGGACUGGAUCUCUUCGAGACAGACAGUCGAGUAGGUAAGACAUGAAUUUGUGUAAUAAACACAAAUCAACACGUGCUCGUUUUAUUAAUACUUAUCACAUGUAAAUAACAGUUCAUUAUAUCGUACGUGGUACUAUUUAUAAGUUGUUGUUUUUGUGUUUGUAAUAACAACCUAUAAUAAUUAUUAUUAUCUAAGAAAUUGCACUUUAAAUAAAACCCACUACUUGGGUGACAACUCCAGUGAAGAAGACCUCCGGUACUAGACAGUAGGUACUCACCCCAUAAUUCUUGUCAAAGUAUAAAAGGAACGACCAUAUACUUAUAUCAGUACAGAAUUUACAUUCAAGGUGCAAAUAAUUAUUACUGCAGUUAUCAACAAAUGCUUUUGAUAAAAAACAAACUUGAAGGUUGCAUGUCUGAUAUAUUUUUGAACAACAACUAAUGCAGAACGUGCAGAAAGCACAACACCACAAAA